Molecule: messenger RNA, 1291 nt
Organism: Anolis carolinensis (green anole)
Lineage: Eukaryota; Metazoa; Chordata; Lepidosauria; Squamata; Anolidae
Product: very-long-chain 3-oxoacyl-CoA reductase
Exons: 11
Coding region: 115-1068 (317 amino acids)
Cellular component (GO): endoplasmic reticulum
Molecular function (GO): oxidoreductase activity
Source: RefSeq, a predicted model, not a curated record
GGAAAGCGCGCGCGCUGGUUAAAGCUGUGCGGUGCGGGUUCGUCUGUAGGAUUGGUAUAUAAAGAACGGCAACGGGGUUAUUGCUGCUGUUGUUGUAGUUGCUGCUUGUGCGCCAUGGAGGCUGCGGACGCAUCCUGGGGUCCAUGGACGAGCCGUUUCUUUUGGUUGGGGGUGGCGGUCGUCGCCUUCUGGGUCUUCCUGCUGCUCCGCUACGUGCGGUACAUCUUCCGCCUAUGGAUCAAAGGGAACCCGGGGGCGGUGGGCCCACACCUGGGCGCCUGGGCAGUUGUAACAGGAGCUACUGAUGGAGUUGGAAAAGCCUUUGCAGAAGAGUUGGCAAAGCGUGGAAUGAAGGUGGUUCUUAUCAGCAGAUCUCAGGAAAAACUAGAUCAAGUUGCCAGUGAUAUAAGAGACAAAUUCAUGGUGGAAACAAAAACAAUUGCUGCUGAUUUUCAAAAUCGAGAAACUAUUUACAGUAACAUAAAAGCAGGCCUGGAAGGCCUUGAGAUUGGUAUCUUAGUAAACAACGUGGGUAUUGGUUAUCCUGUUCCUGACCGCUUCCUUGAUGUCCCAGAGCUCGAUAAACUAAUUGACAACAUGAUAAACAUUAAUUGCAUAUCUGUAUGUAAGAUGACACAAUUGGUGCUGCCUAGCAUGGUGAAAAGAUCCAAGGGAGUCAUACUGAAUAUGUCAUCUAUUGCUGCAGUUUAUGGGGCUCCGUUUAUAACCGUUUAUACAGCAACCAAGGCUUUUGUGAAGUACUUCAGUCACUGUAUCAAUGUAGAAUACAAAGACAAAGGUAUCAUUGUGCAAAAUUUUGUGCCGGAUUUGAUUUUUACAAAAAUGGCUAACAUUCCUAGACCAAACAUGUUUAGACCUAUGCCUGAACGCUUUGUAAAAUAUGCCAUCAACACAGUUGGCCUUGUGUCUGAAACUGCUGGAUAUCCAUUUCAUGAAUUUUUGGUCUGGCUGUUACAGAUUAUGCCAAAGUGGAUGACUGAUGAGGUGACAACAAGACUACUCAUGUAUGCAAAAAAUAAUCUGCUCAAGAAACGAAAGGAAAACUAGUAAUUUCAUCUUGAUAAAUUUCUCAGCAUUUUGUAUCUGCAUUCAAGAACUGAAUACUUUGUCAUCUCUUAAAUUCUUUUGGACCUGAGAUUGGCAUGACUGAAGAAAAUUCUGGGGGGCACAGGAAAAGCAGUGGCCUACUUGUAUGCCUUUAUGCUCUGCACAGUGGUUUUGUACUAUAUGUUAGAAGAUAUUUGAACAAUAAAGUUGAAAUAUAGCACUA